GACACGCAUGAUGAACAUCGUCGCUCCAUGACGCCGCUCCUCGGCUAACAAACCGUUUAUCAAUGAACAUACAAUCGCCAAGAGACUAGAGCUGUGUGAAGGAAGGAAAGGCUAUACAUAUUGAUGUUCUGUUAAAAGCAUUGGUCACCAUUGAUAAGACAUACUAGCCUACAAAUGAGACACGCUUAUGCCUAAGUAUAACCAGUUUAGCAUUGCUUGAUAUUCGCUAAGAGAAUAAGGAGUUCUUCUGUAUAGCAACCACAGUUGUAAUGUGUCUUCCGGAUACUGAAAAAUAUCACGACAUCACUGCAUAGGACUGACGUUCAUGAGGAAAUAAGAAAUCAAAGAUGGCUGCCAUGUAACAUGGAACAGGACUCCGAUUCCGCUGCGCCGUUGGUAACCAUACAAUACAAGAUGGCUGACCGAUACCAUUACAAAUUGUUCUUUAUGGAUUAGUAAACAUUCUGCAUUAUAGAUUGAACGGAUUAUCCCCAGCAAGGAUUACUUUGCUGUGAGUUAGCCUGUCGACCUGGACAUAUUACGACGAAAAAGCAAACAGUGUUUUACUAACUCGAAAUUAGUAUGUUUUGGCUUUGUGAAUUAACUUUGUGCAUCGAAAGAACAACACACAGAACACGAGAAAUAAUGGCCAGGAAAAUGGUUUGAAACUCAACAAAUUACCAAGGCACGGAUGCAUACAACCAACAGUUCAUUCUUUUCCAACCCAUUUAUGCGGGAUUUGAUUAAUUCUUUUAAAUCAUUUAAUGUGUUGAUAUUGAUCUGACGACUGGUGUUGUUGAAGAAAGCGCUGGUGUUGGGGAGGUCAAUGAAAUUUGGCGGUACGCUAUUCAUUUAUGGACGGAUAUCAGUACAAUAUAACAUUCACCAAAACACGUUUCCGUUGGGAGCUUACUAAAUAAUGAUAAUUGUCUCACGAAGUGGAUAGAUUUUCGUAGUUUUUUAUAUCAGGUGCUCCAACAGGCCAAUGCAGCUUACUCUAUAAAGUCUAUUUUUAAAGUAGAAAAGCCAAAAUGUCGGCGGAUAAAGUGAAGAAAACAUUCGAAUUUCGGAUGUCGAAAAAGGUGGCUGAAUUGACUCAGGUGGUACAUAUGUUGUUCACCCGAAACCAUGAAAAGGAAGUGGAACUUGAGGCACAGAAGGAGGCCUAUGAAUAUGAGAUUGAGCUGGUGAUCAGAGACGCCAAAUCUCAGAUAGAGAGACUUGACAUGAAGAUACGAGAGCUGGAGCGGAGUAGGAAUAUUGAGGGUGAAAAGGCGAGGCUGCAAUACGGCCAGGAGAUGCAGCAACGCGAGUCUGAGCUGAAGGCAAAGCUUGAGGAGAAGGAAAAGGAGUUAGUGGAGGAGAAGUCGGAAUGUCAACAUGUCAGAGAUUUGCUUAUAAAUGCACAAAAGGACAUUGAACAGCUACGAAGAGGAGUGAGCAGUGAGCUUGAUAGUAAAAGUGACGAAGUCGCUAACAAAAAUAAAGAAAUCGAAAAACUGCGAAGGAGUGUGGAAAAAACUGAAAAGAAGCUCAAAGACUCGGAGAGAAAAUCAGACGAAGCUAUCAAAGAUUUGAGCACGGAUAACGAUAAGUUGCAAAAGGAAUUGUCGCAAUUGCAGGAACUUUUUGAGGAUAAUAGAAAGACAAAAGAACAAUUGAUUUCUGCGAAUAAACUGUUAGAGAUUGAGAUUAAGAAGAUCCGCAAGGAGUUGGGAAAACGCCUCACUGAGAUGGUGGCUAACCAGAACGGUAAAGGCCGAGGAAUGGUCGUGACUCCUUUAUUAGACUCCUUUGAUGUCCCGCGUAAUCCACAGGACUACAACAAUGAACUGGACAGAUUACGGCGAGAAGUCCAGCGCUACAAGAUGGAGCUGACCAACCGCGACAGUAACUUCAACCGCGUCUUCACGGAGUUCCAGCCGGUCGUGGUCGACUCCCGCGCCGGGAGGAUAGCCACUCAGCAGCAGCAGAUCAUGUCCAAUACAACAAACUUCGGCUCACCGCAGUCACCCCAUAGGCGAGAGAAGACAUUCGCGUACGCAACAGCCAACAGCCAUUCAUUUGAUGAUGAACCUCUAUUUUUCCCUCCAACCCGAAGUGCCUCGUCCAUGUCCACGAGUACAAGCCGUCUGCCAACACUGCCCACGAAUCAGAAGGUGACUAAGUUAAUGAAGCCUCGCCCAUUGUCUAAGGAACUGCUUUCCGGGAAGAAUUGACCAACUGGACUAUUCGUCUUCUGAAGUAGAAUUGGACUACAAUGUAUCAGUCCCCGUCGGGAUUUGGACGCUGAAGGACUCAAUAGCGAGUUCAGGGAAAUCGAAAACAACUGCUGCCGUGUGACGUUUCCGUAUCGAUUUUACGUACAUGCAUGAUACUAGAAUUUCUGAAGCGUAAAAUGGAUGCGUUCUGUGGGAGAGCGACCUUUCGAUUUGCUCGAACUCGGUAAUUGUAACUACCUCUUAGUUGUGGUCAAAGAUUGGUCCAGAAAUGAUACACCCUCAACGUCUGUCACUACUUUUGAUUGUCAACAUCUCGUGGGAGUUGCUUUGGGUCUGUACAAAAUGGAAUGUAAGGAAAGCCAAAGCCCAUUGACAGCUUACUAGGGCCAGAUCUGGUUGGCUGAUGCCUGUUGCCAAAAUUGUGAAAUUCAAAUCCACCAGCGUUGACAUCUGGUGACUAUCGAAAAGACUCCUAGUAAUGUGAAUAGGAAAUGUGUUGACACGAGGAUCCCUCUAUGAAAUUCAGGACGAUAAUAGUAUGGGUUUAUCGUCCAAUAUUGUUUAAUUACCAGGCAGUGUAAAUCAGUAAAUCAACGUUUAUCAGGUUAACCAUGUCAAGGGUAUUUUUUUAUCAAUGAAGUCUGUUGUGCGAUGUCUUUGAUAACGCAGUUGAUAUUGUAUUUUUGACGACAAAAGCUUUUUAUUCUAUGUAUAUUUUCAUACUGCAC
Lineus longissimus is the source of this 2950-nucleotide messenger RNA. RefSeq names its product myosin-2 heavy chain-like. The coding region runs from base 1032 to 2219 and encodes 395 amino acids. The transcript is spliced from 5 exons. The record is from RefSeq and is a predicted model, not a curated record. NCBI's taxonomy places the organism in Eukaryota, Metazoa, Nemertea, Pilidiophora, Heteronemertea, Lineidae.